UUCUAAACCAAAAAAACGACACAAGUUGUGUGCCGUAUCGAUAAAGGGGAAAAAACAGCGAGUGAGUUAAAAGAAAACACGAAAAAUUGGAACACGAUGGAAGAAGAUUUAGAUUUUGGGAAGAAAGUUUCGAUAAACGACACAAUGGAAGUGAUUGAUCCAACCAAAAUCGUUCUUUUGCUUCGCGCUUUUCUCGAAAUUCAACAACGCCGAGCCCAAGCAUAUUCCAAACUCAAAAGUGGGUUUUCUGACUACAUGACUUCUGGAGGAGAAUUGGCUUACCAGCAGCUUUGCAGUGGAAUCACAAAAGAGUUUAAUGAUUGCUCAAAAGAAGUCCGUGAAAUGGAGUCACUGUUUCAGAGCCCUGACUAUAGCCGCGUUGACCUAGCACAAAUCCUUAGAGCUGUUCAAGAUCAAGAAAAGCAGAAACUGCAUCUGACAGCUACCAUUCAGCUGUUAAAGAAAGCUGGCCGGCCAUCUGAACGAUUGGUGAGCCAUGAGAAUUGCAAAUUUACAAAGUCAACAGAGCAUGAGUGUGUCCAUGUUAAGGAGAUCACUGAAGCUUCUGGGACUGAAGAAGCAGAAGCGGAUGCCGAGUUUGAUAACGCUCUGAAUGAAGCUAUUAGAGGUGUCCAGGAUGCAGUCAUGGCCAUCAAUGAGCAUCUAGAAGAAGUCAGAUAUGAGAUUGCAGCACUUGAAGCAGAGUGAGCCUUUGCUGAUUCAUUACUGAAAUGCUCAGUGCUAACAGAUAUUGGCAUGUCUCUAUAACCAGUGAAAUGUAUAUAGGCACCCUAAAAUGCAGUUCAUGAAUUUUGUUUUGUUACAAGCAACUUUUAUUAAAAUGGCCAAAAAAUGAUUAAAUUUAUUUAAAUGUGUUUUUAACACUUUGUUACUUGAUGGAAAUGGAUGAUCAGUGCUCUGAUUUGGACUU
Molecule: messenger RNA, 931 nt
Organism: Trifolium pratense (red clover)
Lineage: Eukaryota; Viridiplantae; Streptophyta; Magnoliopsida; Fabales; Fabaceae
Exons: 4
Coding region: 97-708 (203 amino acids)
Source: RefSeq, a predicted model, not a curated record